Molecule: messenger RNA, 1854 nt
Organism: Physella acuta
Lineage: Eukaryota; Metazoa; Mollusca; Gastropoda; Physidae
Biological process (GO): protein phosphorylation
Molecular function (GO): ATP binding; protein kinase activity
Source: RefSeq, a predicted model, not a curated record
AAGAUAGACUUGCAUUGUCACCGAAGUGGAACUCAUCUGUAAAGUUUGAACGAAUUCGCUGCAUUAGAAGUGGGAUAAUGUUGUGUUACAAGAUUCGCCAUAUACAAACUACAAGUAAACAAACAAACAAACAAACAAACAAACAAACAGACGUUGCGAACUAAAUAAAAUCUUGUAAUAAAAACUUGACUUUCGGUAAAAUAAAUUUAUUUAAAAAAAUAAAACUUACAUUAAUUUGGAUAAAUAUUUUGUGACAACAUACAAUGCCAAGAUCAUUACUUGUUUUUUAUAAUAUAACUAACGAUUACAUUCUAAAUAUUUUAUGUAAGUUAUCUUAAUGUAAAAAUUUAGUCUAGUCAUAUUUUUUUUCUUUUUAUGCAAGGUCAUCAGUAACAUAAAGUCUUGUAACAAAAGAGUUUUGUUUCGUUCAAAAGUUUUACUUUCAUUAAUUGGAGAAAAUCUGACUAAGGUGAUAAAAGCUGAACUAAAACAAGCUGUAAUUGAAGGCAUAAAUGAGGCUAUGAGGCAUAAAACAAGAAUGUAUCAAGGAACAGGACUGAAUUAUUUGCUGAAAUGCCUGGCUAAAUUGGCAGAAGGAGAGGAUGAUUUUCAUGAUAUUCUCCCACUGCUGCCGAAAUUGAAAGAAAUUAUAGCUCAUAAAAAUAUAUCAGAACAACAAAAUACAACAGCUUGCCUCAAGGAAUUAUGUAGAAGUAUGGAUGUCAGCCAACAAUUUAUUGAUGACGAAACCUUUAAUGAAAUACUGGGUCAGUUAACCGUCAGUGAAGACAAAAAUAUUUCAGAUAAUGCCCAUUCAAUAUUUUGGAGAUCAGGACAAAAUACUGGAACUUUGCCAUCCAAAAGAGACACCGUUCUUUCUGAAGAAUUCCCAAAACAUUUCACAAUUAAUGAAUCAACUUUAGGAAAAGGUGCUUUUGGUAGCGUCCAUAUUGUAAUCGAUGAAGCCAAGCCUAAAGAGGAAAAAUUCGUAGCAAAGAAAUCAUGUUUAACAUCAACUAAAGAUAUGGAUAGUUUUCUUGAUAUGUGUAUAAAAGAGGCAACGAUUCUACUUAAAGUAAAGCACAGACGAAUAGUUCAGUUUCAUGGAUUUAAGAAAACAGAGGAUGCAUUUUAUAUAUUUUUAGAAUUUCUGAAAAGUGGCACGCUUGCAGCAUUUAUAUCUAAGAGAGAACGUUUGUGUGAAAACUUGACACGCCAUUUCACUAUUCAAAUUCUAGAAGGUAUUGAGUACCUGCAUCAGAACAACAUUCUACAUAGAGAUAUUAAAGGCAACAACGUUCUUAUGGAAGAUGACAGGAACCUAAAGAUUACAGACUUUGGUCUAUCUGAGUUUAUUGAUGCCAAUGGCGUCUCUACCGAAAUUGGGACAGUGCGAUACAUGGCACCAGAAGUGAUUUAUACAGAAGGCAACGUAAUACAAAACUACACAAGCAGGGCAGAUAUAUGGAGUGUUGGCUGCACAGUGUUAGAGAUGAUUAACGGGAAACAACCGAACUCCUCUAUUCCAACAGAGCAAAUUGUCUUCCAGUCGUAUUUGGGCAACCCACCGAGUUAUCAGCUACCCGAAUCGUCAUCUGUUUACUUGAAGGAGUUUUUAGAAAGGAUUUUACAGCGGGAAUCUAAGUUUAGGCCAACAGCUGAGUGGCUGUUAAAAAAUGAUCCGUUUAUUACAAGAAGUGACGGGAUAGAGAGCUUAGAUGAGAUUAAGUGAUGUUUUUUAAAAGUAAAUCAUCAGUUAGUAGUCUCAAAAUACGUAUUAUACCUUUUCAGUUUAAUAUAUAUACUUUACAUUAUCGUUGAUAGAAAAAAAUGUUGAAGAAUAUAUAUAUAUAU